AUGGACGAGUGGUACACAGCGGAGUCUGACUCCGAGGAUAUCGCCGCAGGCAUCCGCGAAGACGGGCAGGAAGCUAAUGAUGUCCUAGACGAGGACCCUAAGUGUCCCCCGAUCCAAUUUUCGGCCGCGGAGGAACGCCUAUUUUGCAGAGAUCUCCGGUCGGCACUGGUGGUUAAAGCCCUAGGCCGAUCAGUGUCGUACACUGCCAUGUCUAUCCGCCUCAAUGCCAUCUGGGCGAAGGUGGGGGGUAUCCAGGUUACCUCCAUGAAGAAAGGAUAUUUCCUAAUUCGUUUUACAAGUGGAGUAGACUACGAGCGGGCCAUCACAGGUGGACCAUGGAUGAUCGGACCGAGCUACCUCACUGUUCACAUGUGGGAUAAACAUUUUAACCCGUAUGAACACGAGAUAUCAUCCACGGUGGUCUGGGCACGCCUUCUGGAUCUUCCGAUACAUUAUUUCCACCAGGAAGCGGUGAUGAAGAUAGGGCGUCGCAUGGGCAAACCAAUACGCAUUGAUGCCGCCACGCGCACAAAGGCUCGAAGUGACUAUGCGAGAGUGUGUGUUCAGGUCGAUCUCACCAAACCACUCCUAUCACAGUUUACCAUUUAUGGGAAAAAAUAUUUCAUCCAAUACGAAGGUUUGGAUAAGAUCUGCCUAAGUUGUGGUACGUACACAGAGAUAGGUGCAUGCCCAUGCACGCAGGCACAAACUCCGAUGGAGGUUGACAGCAGCAGUGCGGUGAACCAAUCGGCAGCUGAAGAACCCCAACAGGAGGCUCUAUAUGGUGAUUGGAUGAUAGCAAAACGAAAACCGAGGCAACAGAAUAAGGAGCAACCCACUCGAUCUCAGAAGGGGGGAGGCAGCCAGCUGAAGGGGAAGGAACCAACUAGAGACUCUGCGCCCGGGUCUCGGUUCGACGUGUUGCAAGCGGAAGACCUGCAGGAGACCUCAGUCGAGCACCCAGCCCCCGGAGGAGAUAUAUCACAGGAAAAAUCGACCACCUACACCCAUGUGAAGAAAAAAAAGUGUCCCAGGCUGAUACUGUUGGGCCGAAGAUUACCCCAAUGCAGAAUUCCUCACUCGAGAAAGCAUCCUCACACCGCGGGUUACACAACGUGGAGAAGCUGCCGGAAACACCAAGGAGAGCUCCCCAUAAUGUGCAAACAACCAUGGUUGGAACGGGGAAAAGUACUCCCCCUAUCUCAUCUACCCAAAUAUCCGAGGGUCGCAAGGCGCUGUCAGCUCCGCGACCUGGCCAGGAUAGAAUGGGAGGGGGACAGUAUGAUCAUGACAUGGUGGAGGAGCCUUCGGACGAUAUUGGAAGCCCCAAAGGCCCCCAUAGGGCUCUUGACGGUGAAAGGAGGACCAAAUCGACGAUGA
Linum tenue is the source of this 1380-nucleotide messenger RNA. Lineage: Eukaryota; Viridiplantae; Streptophyta; Magnoliopsida; Malpighiales; Linaceae. The record is from the annotation of a GenBank genome assembly.